Messenger RNA from Penicillium diatomitis, 438 nucleotides. RefSeq lists its product as uncharacterized. The coding region runs from base 1 to 438 and encodes 145 amino acids. Lineage: Eukaryota; Fungi; Ascomycota; Eurotiomycetes; Eurotiales; Aspergillaceae. The transcript is spliced from 2 exons. The record is from RefSeq and is a predicted model, not a curated record.
AUGGACGAUUCCAAUGUCUUGACAAUCCUAGCAUCCAUAUCGGGUUGGACCUUUGGUGUGCUGGUGGUGAUAGUCAGAUAUACCUGGUCCCUCCUGUACUCUCUGCUUUAUGUCAUCGCUUGGCCCGUGCUCUCCGUCGGCCGUGGUUUACUCUCUGUCGCGCUAUUUCCCUUGCGAGUGCUUCUCAAGUUCGAGGCAUUCUUGACGUUUGUGCUGGGCGCAGCGAUUGUUGGGGCUACCGUCGGCCUCUGCCUCUACCUGGCUGGAGACUUCUUGUCCAGGGUCCUCCUACUACAUUCGCCAGAAUUAGAAGAGCCAUUGAUGUCCAGGUCGAUGAAGCUUGAAGACUCUUCCACAAGCUUUGACUGGGAGUCGAAGAUGUACAUGUCAUCGACAAUUUUGGAGGAAGAAGAGACUAGCCAAGAUUCCAGGGACUGA